Messenger RNA from Salvia miltiorrhiza (redroot sage), 1895 nucleotides. RefSeq names its product LEAF RUST 10 DISEASE-RESISTANCE LOCUS RECEPTOR-LIKE PROTEIN KINASE-like 2.5. The coding region runs from base 173 to 1798 and encodes 541 amino acids. Gene Ontology annotation, biological process: protein phosphorylation. The transcript has 3 exons. Gene Ontology annotation, molecular function: ATP binding; protein kinase activity. The record is from RefSeq and is a predicted model, not a curated record. Lineage: Eukaryota; Viridiplantae; Streptophyta; Magnoliopsida; Lamiales; Lamiaceae.
AAGUUAUCUUCUUGUGCUCAAAGCUGAUUCGAAAUGCCAAAAAUCGUACCCCUGCAGAGAUUUCUCCAUCGAAUUCCCCUUCACUGAUAUUACUCAUUCCAAAUGUGGAUUAUUCUCAGUCAACUGCAGUUUAGAACAUCAAAAUCCAUUAAUUUAUCUACAAGAGCAUCCGAUGAAUCUACUGGGGAAGGUAUCGGAUAACAAGCUCUUGAUCCACGAUUCCGUGCUACAAAACUACAUCAAUGGCAACAGCUGUCUCUUAUUCUCAAACGUAUCUCUACCAAAAUCUCCUUUCGUUUCCUUCACAUAUUCCCCUAAUAUCACCUUCUUCAACUGCUACAAUCCAAGCAAAGAUGUCAGAGAUUACUUCGUGCAGUACAAGAAUAGGAGCUGUGAUAUAUUGACCAUUUACUAUAAAGCUGAAGCCACUGAAGAAGCGCCUGCACAUAUUGAUGGUGUUCUUCCAGGAUCAGGAUGUACAGUGAAUCAAAUGCCUAUUAGGUCUAACCAAGUAUUUCCCGCCGACGUCGUGAAACUGUUAAGUCCAAAUUUCACACUAGAAUGGCAUGUGUCUCAAGAUUGUUAUGAAUGUUAUUAUGAUCGAGGAGGGCAAUGUCUCACAUCCGAAAACAAUGAGUUCUACUGCAAAACCAAUCCAGGAAAUAGACUUCAAAAGAUCCUUUUUAUAGGUGGUAUCACCAUAACCGCGCUUACAUCCUUUUUCAUAAUUAUAUUCGUUUUCAUCCGGAGGAAGCGUGCAAAGGCAAAACAAGAGCAGAAUAGAGACAUUGAACUCUUUCUCAAGAACAAUGGAAAUCUUGCACCAAUGAGAUACAAAUACUCCAGUAUCAAGAAAAUGACGAACUCAUUUACUGAAAACUUGGGAAGAGGAGGGUUUGGCAGUGUCUACAAAGGACAGUUUCCCGAUGGUCAUCUUGUGGCAGUGAAGGUCUUGAACGAAUCUAAUGAAAAUGGGGAAGAUUUCAUGAAUGAGGUUGCCAGUAUUAGCAGAACGUCCCAUAUUAAUAUUGUCACGCUUUUAGGAUUUUGUUUUGAAGGUUCUAAAAGAGCUCUCAUUUAUGAUUUCAUGCCUAAUGGAUCUCUUGAAAAGUUCGUUUGCAACAAUGCUCCGUCAUCUGCAGAAUCUAGGUUGGAGUGGGAUAAGUUGUUUGAGAUCGCACUUGGCAUUGCUCGAGGGCUAGAGUACUUGCAUCAAGGCUGCAAUACGAGGAUUCUUCAUUUGGACAUUAAGCCUCAGAACAUUCUUCUAGAUAAGGACAUGAAUCCAAGAAUUUCAGAUUUUGGGCUUGCUAAAUUGUGUCCAAACAGAUCGAGCAUAGUCUCUAUGAUGGUGGCAAGAGGGACAAUAGGGUACAUUGCCCCUGAAGUAUUUUCUAGAAACUUCGGGGAAGUCUCUUAUAAGUGUGAUGUGUAUAGUUAUGGUAUGUUGGUGUUGGAAAUGGUUGGAGGAAGGAGAAACAUCGAUCGAAGAGAUGUAGAUCGUACGAGUGAAAUAUACUUCCCACAUUACCUCUACAAGCAGCUUGCGAUGAAUGCAGAAAGAGAUCGAAAUCUUGCUGGAAAUUUCAAUGAAGAAGAUGAAAGCCAGCUUGUAAAGAGAAACUUGAUCAUUGUUGGGUUAUGGUGCGUUCAGACGAACCCUAAGGAUCGACCGUCGAUGAAGAGGGUGGUAGAGAUGUUGGAAGGGAAACUUGGAUCAUUGGAGAUUCCACCUAAGCCUUACCUAUAUUCACCCCCUAGAGCAGCACCAAGCUAUUCAACUUCUGUAUCUUUCUAGUUUCUAGUAUUUUACUUGAAUUUGUAUGUCAACAUGUGAAGUGUUUAUUAGUGUGACAAUAUUCGAACUUCAUCCUGUUUGCUGGGUGGUUGGAAUA